AUGUGUCACACUGAGAUCUUCACUGGACACACUUCAACAGUUUCCUGUGGGAUUAAGGAUUUUCACGGCACAGAUAUGCACCUACAUAAGGUCCUGAUUUUUAUCACAUGGAUUUUUUGUGCAUAUUCUGGGUUGGGAUCCUGCUCAGAAGACGAGACGAAACUGGUGAAAACCCUGUUUCAACGUUAUAACAAAGUGGUUCGCCCAGUUAACCACUUCAGUGAUGCUGUAGUAGUCACACUGGGCCUGCAGCUUAUCCAACUUAUUAGUGUGGAUGAAGUCAACCAGAUUGUGACCAGUAAUGUCCGUCUCCGACAGCAAUGGAAAGAUGUGAACCUGCAGUGGGAUCCAGACGCUUAUGGAGGAAUCAAAAAGAUCCGAAUUCCUUCAACAGACAUAUGGAAACCCGACUUAGUUCUGUACAACAAGGACAACGACCGACCGGACCUCAGUAACUUCAUGGAGUCGGGUGAAUGGGUGUUGAAGGACUACAGGAGCUGGAAACACUGGGUUUACUACACAUGCUGCCCUGACACGCCCUAUCUGGACAUCACCUACCAUUUCCUGAUGCUGCGGCUUCCCCUUUAUUUCAUUGUCAAUGUCAUAAUUCCCUGCAUGCUGUUCUCCUUUCUCACUGGACUCGUCUUCUACCUCCCUACUGAUUCAGGCGAGAAGAUGACCCUGUCCAUCUCUGUCCUGUUGUCUUUGACCGUCUUCCUGCUGGUCAUCGUUGAGCUGAUUCCCUCCACCUCCAGCGCUGUCCCUCUCAUAGGGAAAUACAUGCUCUUCACUAUGGUUUUUGUGAUCGCCUCCAUCAUCAUCACGGUCAUCGUCAUCAACACACACCACCGCUCGCCCAGCACACACACCAUGCCUGCAUGGAUCCGCAAGGUCUUCAUUGAAACCAUUCCAAACAUGAUGUUUUUCUCAACAAUGAAGCGACCCAGUCAGGAGAUCAGCCAGAAGAGACUGUUCCCUACUGACAUGGACAUAUCAGAUAUUUCAGGUAACCCCACCCCAGCCAGUGUAACCUAUAAGUCUCCCAUCAUGAAGAAUCCUGAUGUCCGCAGUGCCAUUGAAGGAGUGAAGUACAUUGCUGAAACCAUGAAAUCAGAUGAGGAAUCUAACAAUGCGGCAGAAGAAUGGAAGUUCGUGGCGAUGGUUUUGGAUCAUAUCCUGCUGUGCGUCUUCAUGGCCGUGUGUAUCAUCGGAACGCUUGCCGUCUUCGCUGGGAGACUAAUAGAGCUCAACACGCUAUGAAAACCUAACCCAUAAAGGAGGAUAUGUACAAUAAAAUGAGAAGCCGUGCUUUGAGAGGGAUCAGAACGGUUCAUUUGUGGACCCUGUUGAGGUUGUGAUAUUGACUCGGUCUGUGUGGCAUUUCUGGGACACCAAGGCAGAGCUGAUAGUUGAAACGCUAUAAGGAGCCUGGAGUCUUGAGUCACUUUAGAGGGUUUGUGUUUUUACUAAGACGGAUAAAACUUCAGCAGUAAGUUGGCUGUCCAUUCAUAAAUACAUAAAAUUUUUGUCAUGGAUGGAUUUUAUUAGAUAAUUAUUGUAACUUUAUUGGUAAUGCAGGGUGUAUCAUUAUUCUGAUGUGUAAAAUAAUUAUUUCUAGUUGUUUUUUUUGACAGUUAUAAUAUUGUGUUCUAAUAAUCUUCUGAUGCAGGCAAAAAUAUUUCCUAACCAGGAAGUUUUAUUUAUUGGUUUCGCCUGACUUAUUUAUGAUUUACUUUUUUGUGUAUACUGUUACAUGUAAUUAAAAUCCUAUUUGAGAUUCAGGAGAAAGAAGUUAGUUAUCUGAAACUUAUUCUAUCAUAUUUCUACCAAUAUUUCCCAUGUCAAAUGUUUUUGUGUUAAAAUCAGGUUGUUCAGUUGUUUUCGGCCAACAGUUUUGAUUUUGAAGCAAAAACGGAAAAGUUUUUCCCCCCUAAUGUUUCAGCCAAGGUUUCUUUUGUAGACUUUACCUUCAGCAGUUCUCAGCUGAAACAUUCAGCUCAAAUGAUUAACAUUGCACUUUCACUGGGAAUCCAUUUUCUCUUGUUUCUCUUUCUAGUGCAAAUGAGAUCUGGAUCUCACUGGGGUUUACCUGGUUAACUAGAGGAAAGAGAGAAAAAAAACUUUAAUUUGAACUUUGGAAGUUUUCUCAGGCAAAGGAACCACUGAAACAGGGAACUCUGAAUCCUAUAUUAUUGUGUAGAUGUGGAAAUAAAUGUCAUAAACUUAAUAUUUUGUGUUUCGUAGUGUCAUUAGUAACACUGACACUUUUCUU
Molecule: messenger RNA, 2272 nt
Organism: Gambusia affinis (western mosquitofish)
Lineage: Eukaryota; Metazoa; Chordata; Actinopteri; Cyprinodontiformes; Poeciliidae
Gene: chrna1
Product: cholinergic receptor, nicotinic, alpha 1 (muscle)
Biological process (GO): signal transduction; monoatomic ion transmembrane transport; chemical synaptic transmission
Cellular component (GO): synapse; postsynaptic membrane; neuron projection
Molecular function (GO): transmembrane signaling receptor activity; acetylcholine-gated monoatomic cation-selective channel activity
Source: RefSeq, a predicted model, not a curated record